This is a messenger RNA of Arabis nemorensis, 1794 nucleotides long. NCBI's taxonomy places the organism in Eukaryota, Viridiplantae, Streptophyta, Magnoliopsida, Brassicales, Brassicaceae. The record is from the annotation of a GenBank genome assembly.
AUGAUGCUACACGAGCGAGAUACUCAACAGCUAUGGCUUCCGUUUGAGAGAAAAUGCUUUGAUCUUCUCCAACAAUGUCAGCGACACGGUAGAUUCUCUCUUCUUCAGAUACAUGCAUUUAUUCUCCGUCACGCCAUUGAAACCAAUGUUCAAAUCUUCACUAAAUUCUUGGCUGUUUCUGCGUCGAGUGUUGGGAUUGGUUAUGCACGUAAGUUGUUCGAUCAAAGGCCUCAGAGAGAAGAAGAAGACAGUUUCCUCUGUAACUCUGUGAUCAAGGCUUAUCUCGAAACUCGUCAGUAUUCUGAUUCGUUUGGUUUUUAUAGAGAUCUUAGGAAAGAGACGUCUUUUGCUCCUGACAAUUUUACUUUCACUACGUUGACAAAGUCUUGCACUUUGAGUAUGUGUGUUUACGAAGGUUUACAGUUGCAUAGCCAGAUUUGGAGAUUUGGGUUUUGUGCGGAUAUGUAUGUUUCGACUGGAAUUGUUGAUAUGUACGCGAAGUUCGGGAAGAUGAGAUUUGCGAGGAAUGUGUUCAAUGAAAUGCCUCAGAGAAGUGAGGUUUCUUGGACGGCUCUAAUCUGUGGGUAUGCUAGGUGUGGGGAGCUUGAUGUUGCCAGUAAGCUCUUUGAUGAUAUGCCUGAAGUUAAGGACGUUGUGAUAUAUAACGCGAUGAUCGAUAGUUACGUUAAAUCUGGUGACAUGUUCUCUGCUAAAAGAUUGUUCGAUAAGAUGAAAACUAAAACUGUCGUUACUUGGACCACUAUGAUUCGUGGUUACUGCAACAACAAAGACAUAGAAUCCGCUAGGCUGGUUUUUGAUGCUAUGCCAGUAAGGAAUUUAGUUUCUUGGAAUACGAUGAUAGGCGGAUACUCUCAGAAUAAACGACCUCAAGAAGCUAUAAGAUUAUUUCAGGAAAUGAAGGAAACCACCUCGCUAGAUCCGGAUGAUGUGACUAUUCUGAGUGUGAUACCAGCUAUUUCUGAUACCGGUGCUCUCAGUCUCGGUGAAUGGUGUCACCAUUUUGUGCAGAGGAAAAAGCUCGAUAAGAAGGUGAAAGUUUGUGCAGCGAUUCUUGAUAUGUACUCGAAAUGCGGUGAGAUAGAGAAGGCGAAAAGAAUAUUUGAUGAGAUGACAGAGAAGGAAGUAACCUCUUGGAACGCUAUGAUACAUGGGUAUGCUUUGAAUGGGAAUGCACGUGCAGCUUUGGAUCUGUUCUUGACAAUGCUUAAAGAAGUAAAGCCUGAUGAGGUCACAAUGCUCGCGGUUUUCUCAGCUUGUAACCAUGGCGGAUUAGUGGAGGAAGGAAGAAAAUGGUUUCACACGAUGGAAGAAUUUGGCCUGAUUGCUACGAUUGAGCACUAUGGUUGUAUGGUUGAUCUACUAGGCAGGGCAGGGCACCUAGAAGAAGCAGAGGAUUUAAUUGCAAACAUGCCUUUUGAGCCAAACGGAAUCAUUCUGAGUUCUUUGUUAUCUGCGUGCGGUCAAUACAAAGAUACAGAGAGGGCUGAGAGAAUUCUGAAGAAAGCAGUCGAAUUGGAGCCUCAGAAUGAUGGGAAUUAUAUUCUGUUGAGUAACUUGUAUGCUGCAGGCUCAAGAUGGGACGAUGUCGGGAUGGUGAAAAACAUGAUGAGGAAGAACGAAGCCAAGAAAAAGGUCGGUUGUAGCUCAAUCGAGAUAAAUUCUAUUGUUUCGGAGUUUAUAUCAGGAGAUACAACACAUCCUCAUCGGAGUAACAUACAUUUGGUUCUCGGGAAGCUAUUUAUGCACAUGAAAGACGAGGAAGCCAACUUGUGA